UCCAUUCAGCCUCCUUGCCUACCAGCCGGCUGCUGCUAAUGAGCCUUUGUGUGGCAGGAAGAGCAACACUAUGACAAAGAGGGAGCUAAAGUGCGAAAGAUUGUCUUAUUGCAGCUUGUAAUAAAGCAUACAGUAUCGACAGGCUCAUCUCUUAGUCUGCCCCCCCAUCCUUUUUUUUUUUUUUUUAAACCUCAUGCUCAUGGACCUCUGGGGCUGCUGCAAGUCAGUGGACUGAGACAAAAUGGGAAGCUCUUCAUCCAUCAUGUGUGAAUUGCCGCAUUAAUGAUUGUGUAGCCGUCCUGCUGAGAGAAGAGGUGAAAGGAGUCUGAGUACGUCAGCAGAUGCAGGUGCAGAUGUGUCAGGCCAUGAGCGGAAUACUGAAGAGGAAAUUCGAGGAGGUGGAAGCCUCCUCCUCCCCGUGCUCUUCCUUGAGGGAGUCUGAUGAUGAGGUAUCCUGCAGUGAGAGCGGGGACAGCAGCGACAGCGUCAACCCGUCCGCCUCUGGCCCUUUCACCCCUGGCUCCAUCCUGAAGAGAGAGAAGCGCCUGUGCACGAGGAGGGUGCACUUUGAAAAGGUGACAGUAUACUACUUCAGCAGGAGGCAGGGCUUCACCAGCGUGCCCAGCCAGGGCGGCAGCACGCUGGGCAUGUCCAACAGGCACAGCUGGGUCAGGCAGUAUUCUCUUGGAGAGUUUGCCAUGGAACAGGAGAGGAUACACAGGGACAUGUUGAGGGACCAUCUGAAGGAGGAGAAACUCAACUCCAUCAAACUCAAGCUGACCAAGAAUGGAACCGUCGAGUCCGAAGAGGCCAACACUCUCACGGCUGAAGAUAUUUCUGACGACGACAUCGACCUGGACAACACAGAGGUGGACGAAUACUUCUUCCUGCAGCCGCUUACCACUAAAAAACGGCGGGCCCUGCUUCGUACAUCUGGGGUUAAGAAGAUUGACGUAGAAGAGAAGCACGAACUUCGUGCUAUCCGAAUGUCCAGAGAGGACUGCGGGUGCGACUGCAGAGUCUUUUGUGAGCCGGAGACCUGCGCCUGCAGCAAUGCGGGCAUCAAGUGCCAGGUGGACCGCAUGUCAUUUCCAUGCGGAUGCACAAAAGAAGGCUGCAGCAAUUCGAGCGGCAGAGUGGAGUUCAACCCCAUUCGCGUACGGACCCAUUUCCUGCACACUAUAAUGAAGCUGGAGCUAGAGAAGAGUCGCGAGCAGGAGCAAGCUUCCCCCACCAAUGGUUACCACGGCAACGACGCAGUCAGCUCAAAUCCUCUGGUUCAGUCGCAGCACAGGUUGGACUACACUUUGCCUGAAACCGUUCCGCAAAGCGCCGCCGCACACCUGCAGACGGCCAGCGAGAUGGACGAGCCGCUGGAGGACGAAGAAGAGGAAGACGACGACGAGGACGACGAGGAGGAGGAAGAAGACAAUGAAGACGAGGAGGACAGCAGCAGCAUUUUCAGCGGGCUUUCAGACUCCAGCACUCAGAGUUUAGCGAACAGCGAUUCAGAGGAGGACGAAGAUGAAGACAGGUCAGAGAACUCGUGUCACACCGAGGUGGUGCCCUUGGCUUCGGUCUUGUGCUAUGGCGACGACGACAACCACGUCAACGGGAAUGCGUAUUUAAUGAACUCCCCCUCGGCCGAUUACUACCAGCUCGGGAAUUCUGGUGGUCCCACCGGCCAAUCUGGCGAACCCUAUGGGGAAGCCUUAGCGUUCCAAGAACCGAUCGGUGGCAACCAAACCCAGGGAGCCUUCCCAAAUCAGCCGGCGGAGCAAUACUCGAGGAAUUUUCAUUUGGGCGGGAACGCGCAGCAGGCGCCUUUCAGCCACUACGACAACGACAAGCAGCUGCUGUCCAAAACGGACUUUGUAGAUCCACCUGAGAACCAGUUUCACAACUACCUGAAUAAUAACUCCCUGGCUUCAUUCAGCACUCAUGGUUCAUGUACAACGGGCGAGCCGCCGCAGCAGUCCAAUAUUAACGGGCACCCCGACCUGAACUUACUCGCAACCAGUACCAAGAAUCUCUCUUUACCAGCCGUGUAGACAUAGCUGCAUUUAAAUCUUGAUUUGUUUGGAAAAGGUUGAGCCGAGGCGAAGGAAUUUGAAUGGUUUCUUAAAAAUGUUUUUCAAUUUUAAAAGGCUUCCAACGCGUUUUAGAGGUUGUUGCAGUGUAUUGCUAUGUAGUGAGGAGAAAUCUUAUAAUGGAGAAACCAAGCAGCCUUUUAACAGGUGCAUGGCGUAACAUGGGCAAGCGUUUGUGUUCACACUCAGCGCUUCAUUUGUAUUUGUAUCAAAUUUUCAAUAUUUUUGUUGAGGGGAAAACCUAAGGACAAUAACUCCAAAAGAAGAGAGCAUCCAAAUGUCAUUAGGGUGGCAAUUGACUAACUGGUGAAACGACCUGCACUUUUACAGCAGAUAAGAGGUAUCACAUAACUAAACAUCAUGUUUUUGUGAGAGACAAAGAAAUGAGAGGACAAAUUUGGUCUGAAUCAGUAAAAUAGUGAAAAUAAGAGGAACUGAGUAUUUACAGCAGGAGUAUCCAACUCUGGUCCUCGAGAGCUCCUAUCCAGCUUGUUUUCCAUGUCUCCCUCCUCCAACACACCUGACUCAAACAAUGAGGACCGUUAUCAGGCUCCUGCAGUUUGCUGAUUAGCUGAUCAUUUGAUUCAGGUGUGUUGAAAGAGGGAGACAUGGAAAACAAGCUGGAUAGGGGCUCACAAGGACUGGAGCUGGAUACCCCAGAUUUACACUGUGCUUUUCUAAAAAUUUUAAUUUAGUCUACUGUGAUUGUGUUAAAUCUUCUGGAACACUAUUUUGAGGAUGACUUUCAGAUUCAGCAUUGUGAGGACUGGUGGUUUGAAAGAGGUAAAAGAAACCUAGGUCAAACUUUAGGGGGGGAAAAAAUCUCAAAACAGAGGAGUUUUACAUUGAAUUUAUGGAUCACAUGCUAAACUGGAACACACAAGAGGGAGCACAUACUUUUCUGCCUAAUACUUCAGCAUUCAUUUAGAGUUACUGCAGUUUUCAAAUGUCAAAAUAGCUUAACUGCAGCUCCUAUUAGUACUUCUAACACUUAACUCCAUUACAGUUAAUACUGUAUAAACAGUGUUGUUAAUCUUACUUUAAAAAAAGUAGUUACAAAUUACUUCUCCCAAAAAGUGAUUGACUUAGUAACUCAGUUACCCAAUUCUAAGAAUAUAGUGGUACCUCUACAUACGAAGCUGUUUCGUUCCAGGACCUUGUUUGUAAGUCGAAAUGGUCGUAUGUCGAGCAGGAUUUCCUCAUAAGAAAACAUUAUAAUUCCAUUAAUUCGUUACACAGCCCGAAAACCGACACUAAAUCCUUAAUACUGCCGGUACAACUACAAAUGGCAAAACAAAUAAUUGCAAAUAAAAAUCUGAAUAAAUAAUACAGUAUAAUAAUCAUAAUUCCUGUAAUAUGUAACGAAUCGGGUUCUAAUGAGGCGGUUGUGUUUUGCGUACUGUAUAUGAACACACAGUGUGGCUGACGUAAAAGUGAAAUACCGUAAUUCCUCAAAUAUAAGGCACACCCGUGUAUAAUGCGCACCCCAAAUUUACUUGUAAAAUCUAGGGAAAAUUAUUGUACCCGUUUAUAAUGCGCACCCUAAUUUUAGCACCAAUAAAUAGAACAAUACAAGAAAACAGAGCUCGUGUACAAAUACAGAAAUGUCAUUUUACUGAAUGGUGAAACACAGCACAAGCAUAGCAUAUUGGUAGUUCAAAACAUUACCAUAAACUGACAAUAUUUACGGUAAUAAUAUGAUUAGAAAACUUCUCCAACUUACCAGAACCUAGGAGAAAACAAAACAGAUGUGACUUUUUUAAAAAGCUGCUGUAUAACUUGCUCGUUUCAUCAUGAUGAAUAAAUGUUUCUUCCAUGGAUUGAUACGGUAAAAUGAAAGUGAGCACGUAAGUCUGAAAUCCGAAAGAGCUCAUCGCUGUCAACAAUAGGAACUACUGUUAUUUGGGUUUGAGUUUCCCGUGGGACAGAUAUAGUUGACGGACACAGGAAGUCUGUGUUGUUACGUUUGUUAUGGCCCGAGUUGCGGAACUGCAAUAAACGGUGACUCAAAUGAGUUCAAGAAACUAAAUUCUGUGCUUUAUGAAGAGUGAAAAAAGAAUUUAACACAGACGAAAUCAUUCGGCCGAUCAGAGUGAAGUAUUACCGAAACAAAGUGGCGACGUCACCUACCGUAAUGGUCGGCAACGGAUCGCCGCAUACGUUUCUUCAACACAACGUGGCCGUGUCAAUAAAAAAAAAGAAAAAAAAAAAAAAAAAACUUUAUAUAUUAGGGCUGUCAAAAUUAUUGCGUUAACGGGCGUUAAUUUUUUUAAUUAAUCACGUUAAAAUAUUUGACGCAUUUAACGCACAUGGCCCAGCUCAGAUUUAAAUGACAGUAGAGUGAAAGGCCCACUUGUUAAUUGUGUUUUGCGGAGUUUUGCUGCCUUCUGCUGGCGCUUGGGUGCGACUGAUUUUAUAGUGUAAGUAAUUAUUGCCAUCAACAAUGGCGGGCUACUAGUUUAUUUUUGAUUGAAAAUUUUACAAAUUUUAUUAAAACGAAAACAUUAAGAGGGGUUUUAAUAUAAAAUUUCUAUAACUUGUACUGACAUUUUUCAUAAAGAACUUCAAGUCUUUCUAUCCAUGAAUCAUUUUAACAGAAUGUUAAUAAUGUUAAUGUCAUCUUGUUGAUUUAUUGUUAUAAUAAACAAAUACAGUCC
Molecule: messenger RNA, 4747 nt
Organism: Corythoichthys intestinalis (scribbled pipefish)
Lineage: Eukaryota; Metazoa; Chordata; Actinopteri; Syngnathiformes; Syngnathidae
Gene: csrnp3
Product: cysteine-serine-rich nuclear protein 3
Exons: 5
Coding region: 342-2051 (569 amino acids)
Biological process (GO): regulation of transcription by RNA polymerase II
Cellular component (GO): nucleus
Molecular function (GO): sequence-specific DNA binding; DNA-binding transcription factor activity, RNA polymerase II-specific
Source: RefSeq, a predicted model, not a curated record